Pseudocercospora fijiensis CIRAD86 is the source of this 2730-nucleotide messenger RNA. RefSeq lists its product as uncharacterized. Bases 1 to 2583 code for a protein of 860 amino acids. The record is from RefSeq and is a predicted model, not a curated record. Gene Ontology annotation, cellular component: eukaryotic translation initiation factor 3 complex. Lineage: Eukaryota; Fungi; Ascomycota; Dothideomycetes; Mycosphaerellales; Mycosphaerellaceae. The transcript has a single exon. Gene Ontology annotation, molecular function: RNA binding; translation initiation factor activity; translation initiation factor binding. Gene Ontology annotation, biological process: translational initiation.
AUGUCUCGAUUCUUCCACGCAGGCGACAGCUCCAGCGAGAGCAGCAGCGACGAGGAGGAGUUGUAUUCUGAUGGGGAGCAGGAGGAACAGGAAGAAUCUUCCGAGGAGGAGAGCGAGGAUGAGGAUGCAUCCGACGACGAUUCCAGCAGCGACGAUGAGGGCGGCCGAACCGGUGCCAGCCGUUUCUUGCGCGAGGCGUCCGACGAGUCUGAGGAGAGCGAUGAAGACAAGGUCACAGUGGUCAAGUCCGCAAAGGACAAGCGCUUCGAUGAACUGGAGGGCAUUAUUCGGUUGAUCGAGAAUGGCCUCAAGAUUAGCGACUGGAACAAUAUCAACGAGCACUACGACAAGAUGAACAGGCAGUUGCCUACACUGAUCCGUGACUUGGACGGAAAGGCGCCAAAGAUGUACAUCCAGACCGUGUCCGACCUGGAGAACCAGGUGCAGGAUGCGUUUGAGAAGCAGAAGGUGACCCCCAAGAAGAUGAACCCAAUCGCACAAAGAGGUCUCAAUGCUCUGCGCCAGAAGAUCAGGAAGAACAACCGCGACUACGCUACCGAGAUUGAGGAGUACCGAAAGAACCCUGACGAGUUCAUGAAGGAGGACAUUGUGGAAGAGGUCGCAGCGCCAAAGGUCAAGAAAUCCAAGGCGUUGGUGCAGAACGCCAGCCAGAUCGAUGCAGAUGACGAUGGCUUCACCAUGGUUGGCGCUGGUGGCAAGGCUAUGGUCUACACCCCGGAAAGCAUCCUCAAGCAUCUCCGACAGAUUGUGGAGUCCAGAGGAAGGAAGAACACAGAUCGUCUGGAGCAGAUCAAAAUUAUGGAGAAGCUUUUGGAGGUCGCAGUCAGCGAAUAUCAGCGCAUCCGAGUUCUCCUCACCUUGAUCGCUACCCGCUUCGAUCUGACCUCUGGAACUGGUUCGCAAAUGUCUCAGGAGCAAUGGAAGUUGGCAUCGCAGGAGCUUGCUCAGCUUCUUGGUGUGCUCGAAUCGAACCGCAACAUUGUUGUGAUCGAGAAUGCUGAGGAGUGGGAAGACGAUGAGAAGCAGCCCACCAUCACUCCAAAGGAGAUCUACAAAGUCCCUGGCAGUGUAGUCUCCUUCGUAGAGCGCCUCGACGAUGAGCUGACCCGAGUGCUGCAACACGUCGACCCACACACCAGCGAAUACGUUGAACGACUAACGGAUGAGGGCAUUCUCUACACCAAUAUCGUCCGCACACAGAUCUACGCCGAGAGACUGAAGGCCGAGCCAAAGCUUGAGUUCUCACAAGAGAGCAUCAACCGCGUUGUCCAGCGUCGCCUGGAACACAUCUACUUCAAGCCAUCCCAAGUGGUCAGCAUCUUGGAGCAGAACACCUGGAAAGACAUCUCGCCGAAGCUUGAUUCCACCAUUACUCCCCGAGCGCAAGGCGAGGAUAUCCCGAACCUGGUCUCGACCCUCUCCGUCUACCUCUUCAAGCACGCCGAAGGUAUCAUCAAGGGCCGAGCUAUGCUUUGCCAUAUCUACUUCCUCGCGCUCCAUGACAACUACUACAAGGCUCGUGACAUGAUGCUCAUGUCCCAUCUGCAGGAGACUAUCGGUAGCUUCGAUGUCAAUACCCAGAUCCUCUACAACCGCACGCUCACCCAAGUCGGUCUUUGCGCCUUCCGUGCCGGCCUCGUCUACGAGUGCCAGACUGCUCUGCAAGACAUAUGCGGCAGUCAGAGACAGAAGGAGCUCCUCGCACAAGGUCUGCAAAUGCAGCGCUACUCGCAGAUAACGCCUGAGCAAGAGCGUCUCGAGAGACAGCGCCAGCUGCCAUUCCACAUGCACAUCAACCUCGAGCUGCUGGAGUGCGUGUACCUGACAUGCUCCAUGCUGUUGGAAAUACCAACUCUCGCCCAGUCCGGUAGUUCACCCGACCUGAAGAAGCGCGUUAUCUCGAAGUCCUAUCGCCGUAUGCUCGAGUACCAUGAACGCCAAAUCUUCACUGGUCCUCCAGAAAACACUCGCGACCAUGUCAUGCAGGCAUCGAAGGCUCUCGCUGCUGGUGAGUGGAAGAAGGCUGCCGAGUUCAUCACUAGCAUCAAGAUUUGGGAUCUACUGCCAAAGGCAGAGGAGAUCAAGCAAAUGCUCGAAGUCCAGAUCCAGGAGGAAGGUCUUCGAACAUACCUCUUUACAUACGCUCCCUUCUAUGACACGCUAUCGAUCGACAACCUCGCUGGCAUGUUCGACCUCGAGCCAAGAAAAGUCGCUGCCAUUGUCAGCAAGAUGAUCCACCACGAGGAUCUCGCAGCCGCUCUCGACCAGAUCAACAGCGCCAUCAUUUUCCGCAAGGGUGUUGAGCUCAGCAGAUUGCAGAGUUUGGCGCUUACUCUCUCCGAUAAAGCACAGAAUCUCAUCGAGUCGAACGAGAGAGUGCUCGAGCAGCGAACGCAGGGCACUGCUAAUGCCUUUGACCGGCAAGGCGCUCAGCGUGGUGGUCGUGGCGGCGGCAGAGGUGGUCGUGGCGGUCGCGGAGGAGGCGGCGGUGGUGCUCCUCGGAGAGGUGGAGGACAAGGCUUCACUGGGGGUGCGCUCGGAAAUGCGAUCCGAGCGCAGUAGGGUGUUGGAGCAUACUGCAUAUCGGCGUUGGUUCGGAUGAAAGCGAAUGGCACAGGGUUGCAUGGCAUGUGUCUGUGCACGAUGUCACGGGCAUGAUUCAGUGCUAGAUCAGAUGCGAUGCACUAAAUGAAAGAUUCCAUACUCGUG